AUGUUUCGUGUUGUAACGGGACUCUCGUUAGAUUUUCAUAAGUCGAAAAAAGCAAAUAUUCUCCGUGUUCUCUGCAAAGUGGCGAUUGUUUCCGUCGAAUAUUAUAUUUUGAUUCUCUCACUAUUAUCUCUCCUUCCUCCGCUAUCUCAAUCACACUCCAACACAUCACUGUUAUCUCCCUCAGGUCUAUUUCGAUGUUGCGUGAUCUUAUACUUCAGUUCAAUCCAACAAUGGCGUAUUCAGGAUCAAUUCGAUUGUCUAGUAUUGGAAGCUGUAGUUUUUGUCAUAAACCGAAUCCCGGUAAUCGGUUAUGUUUUGUUGCCUUCAAUCGUUUGCGCCAUGGUUCGAGAACCGAGUCUUCGCCGCACAUCUCUUCCCGAUUAUAUAGUCAAAUUAAGCCUACACCAUCUAGUUUGGCGACUGUUUCUUUCUCAAGGUCAUAUAAUGCUAUAUCAGGAAGACCGAUUGUGCUUCAAUUGGUCCCUGUCCUCGGUAUCAUUGGCUUUGCGGUCUUUGGUCUUGAACCUCUCCUGCGCUUUUGCGGAUCUCUAUUUCUCCAAGAAGAGUUUAGAUCCACUAGUCCAGCAAUCAAAAACCAGUCCAGUUAUUAAGCAACGGCUGCUGAGUUUUGUCAAAUCUUUUUCAACCGUGUUUACAUUUGCUUACUGUUCUUCAAGCUUUGUUCGACAAGCACAAAAGUUGUGUAUGGAGACAAAUGGCUCGAGUGUUGAAAGAAAUAUGAGCAUUGAUCUUAUCGGGAAAGCUGUAUAUACCGCAAUAUGGGUUGCUGCCGUGUCAUUGUUCAUGGAGUUGCUGGGUCUCUCCACCCAGAAGUGGUUGACUGCUGGUGGUAUGGGUACAGUGUUGCUUUCGAUUGCGGGUCGUGAGAUAUUCACGAACUUCCUUUCAAGUUUGAUGAUUCAUGCAACUCGGCCGUUUGUUGUGAACGAGCGGAUUAAAACAAAGAUAAAAGGAUAUGAGGUUUCUGGUAGAGUUGAGCAUGUAGGCUGGUGGUCACCAACAGUUGUUAGAGGUGCUGAUUGUGAAGCAGUUCACAUUCCUAAUCACAAGUUAAGUGUAAAUGUUGUAAGGAAUCUUAGUAAGAAAACUCACUGGCGCAUCAAAACUCACCUUGCUAUCAGUCACUUGGAUGUUAACAAUAUUAACAGCAUCAUAGCUGAUAUGCGCAAGGUUUUGGCCAAAAAUCCUCUAGUUGAGCAAAGAAAAUUGCACAGAAGGGUUUUUCUGGAGGAUGUCAAUCCAGAAAAUCAAGCUCUCAUGAUAUUAGUAUCUUGCUUUGUUAAAACUUCACAUUCUGAAGAGUACCUCCGUGUUAAGGAGGCCAUUCUGUUGGAUCUUCUAAGAGUCAUCAGUCAUCAUGGAGCUCGGCUAGCCACACCCAUCCGCACAAUUCAGAAGAUGUACAGUGAUUCUGAUUUAGAAAUUGAUCCAUUUGACGCCGCCAUUUUCACUCGUUCUAGAGCAAAGGGAAACCACUCUGUCCCAUUCAUUGACGACAGUGAAAAAAUUGCAGCAACAUGGACUCCCUCUUCCAGUGUAAAGUCCCAGGAUAAGUUUAAGUCACCGUCUCAAGCCAAGCCGCAGAAUGUCGGUUCUGAUAAUUCUGUCCCGAAGGCCGCUAAAUCGAGAACAGCACCCCAAAUUUUAUCAUCACCCAAUGGAACUUCACCCUCUAAGAAAGAUGAAGAAAAAUGA
Messenger RNA from Vicia faba (fava bean), 1716 nucleotides. NCBI's taxonomy places the organism in Eukaryota, Viridiplantae, Streptophyta, Magnoliopsida, Fabales, Fabaceae. The record is from the annotation of a GenBank genome assembly.